This is a messenger RNA of Armigeres subalbatus, 2505 nucleotides long. RefSeq lists its product as uncharacterized. The record is from RefSeq and is a predicted model, not a curated record. Lineage: Eukaryota; Metazoa; Arthropoda; Insecta; Diptera; Culicidae. The transcript is spliced from 3 exons. Gene Ontology annotation, molecular function: nucleic acid binding; zinc ion binding. The coding region runs from base 391 to 2505 and encodes 704 amino acids.
GGGAAAAGAAGAACGUCAGAGAUAUGCAGGGUAUUGUCUGACUAAAAAUACAUAUUCCAAGUGAGCACGAGGUGAAGAAGCUAAUUAAAUUACUCUAUCAUUGGACUUCAAGAUAAAUACGCUUUCUAAAGUGCUAAUUGAUUAUAUUUCAUGCAAAAAGAAGAAAUUAGUUCUUAAACCCAAACGAAUUGUCCGUCAAAAUACGAAGCAAAACGAUAUUUUGUAAGUAAAACUACACUUAUGAACUAUGCCUAAACCUAACAGAAAUAAACUUACAGCUAAAGUCUAUAUUACACCAUAAACUGGUGUUCAUAUUUACUUGAAGAAAAUCGACCCGUGAGACAGUUCGACUAGUGGGAACAAACUUUAGAAAAUAUCUACAAAAUCACCAUGGAUAGUGCGCCUAACGGUACGAAUACCCCGAAAACUCCCGUCGUCCCCGGGCAGUCCAGUUGCGUCAACUGCGAUCGUCCGGAUCGUGCAGGCGACUUAGUGCAGUGUGACACCUGUGACUCGUGGUGGCACCAAACGUGUGCGGGGGUUACAAGCUCAGUAGCAGAGCGCGCGUGGAGCUGCCGUUUAUGCUUCAUCGAGGUAAGCAGUAAGCAGACAACGUCAUCCAUAAGGUCCGCACGGGUUGCGUUGCAGUUUGAGAAAUUGAAGGAGCAAAUGGAUAUGGAGAGGAGAUUUUUGGAAGAAAAAUAUAAACUUCUGGAGGCCGAAUGCGACGCCCGGGAGGAGACUGCGAGUCGCCGGUCAAAAAUUAGUAAACACGCUAACAUCGACAAGGUAAGGAAGUGGAUUGGUGAGAAUGCAGGUCAUGUAGAAGGCGCCAUAGGUCCAGCUGAUGACAACAGAGCGGCCGCCUCGACGCUGCCUCUCACAACACUCAACCAAAGCGAAGCCGUAGCCGUGGAUACCACCAACUCCGUGUCAGCGAUGAACAUAGUCGAAUUCCAGACGAGUCCGUUAAAACAUCCCGAGAUUCCAGUGAGGCAGCAGGAAUUGGUGGCAGAGCGACCGAUAAGCGUACCACAAAGCGCGCCACAUGCAGAAGGGUCAACUGGUGCCGCUGAAAGUCUUCCAGCGCUGCUUCUAUAUCCGUUACGUCCAAAUCCGGAAGCUUCAUCGACUCAACCGCUCAAAUCCCCGGGUCCAGCGAAGAACAAAGGAGCGAUUCCCAAAGUGCCGAAGCCUGUUAACCAGACGCAGUGGGAAAAGCGCCCGGAUAAAGUAUGUAAAAGCCUCCCUCAGCCCCCCGUACAACCAUCACAAGGUAAGCCACACCAGACUUUACCCUAUAUUGCCCCUGCUCAACCGAGCAGCGAUCAUGAAAUCCUGCAACAAUUAAUUCAUCAACUGGGAAACAUGAUCCGAUCACACCCAGAACAGAACCCUCCAUGCCAUAAUGCCUUCUCAGGAACCUCUAAUUCGCUCCCACAAUCGAAUAUUGCUCCGCCUCUCAGAGAUGUUCCAAUUGCUUCAGAACUCUCGGGAGUGUCAGAAUAUGUCCCUACACCCUCGCAGUUAGCCGCUCGGCAAGUUAUGCCAAGAGACCUCCCCCAGUUCUCAGGCAACCCAGCGGACUGGCCUGUAUUUAUAAGCAGCUUUAAAAACUCUACGCUUGCUUGUGGAUACACCAGGGCUGAAAAUUUAUGUCGAUUACAACGCUGUCUGAAAGGCGCGGCCUAUGAAGCGGUGCAAAGCCGUCUCCUACUCCCGGAGUCAGUUCCCCAUGUCUUGGACACACUUUGCUUGCUUUAUGGAAGACCAGAGUUGCUUAUUCAUGCUCUUCUUGACAAAAUUCGUUCUGUCCCUGCACCGAAAGGCGAUAAAUUAGAAACUCUUAUCGAUUUCGGUAUGGCAGUUCAAAAUCUUUGCGACCACUUAGAAGCAGCCGGUCAACACGCGCAUCUAUCCAAUCCAUCCUUGUUAAUGGAACUUGUCGGGAAACUUCCCGCGCAUGUUAAGAUGGAAUGGGGAACAUAUCUACGAAACUUUCCGGAAGUCAACCUUAAAACGUUUGGCAACUUCAUGUCAAAUGUGGUGAUAUCGGCCAGUAAAGUGACAGUGUACAGUGGUGUUAGUGGCAAAAGUGCAUCCGAAGGAACCUCGAAACCUAAACAUCGGGGAAUGAUCAACGCACACUCUGGCGGAACAGAGGAGGUGCGGCUAAAAGAAAUGCUGUGCUACGCGUGUAGGAAACCAGGACAUCGACUACAGGAAUGUGGAAGGUUUAAGUCGUUAACAGUGAAUGAUCGUUGGAAGUGUGUUCAGACUAACGGGCUGUGCCGAAAUUGUCUAUGUGGUCACGGAAGAAGAAGUUGCAGGCGCACAAUUAGUUGCGGAUUGAACGGGUGUCAAUACCGUCACCAUCCUCUACUUCACUCGGUGAGAACUGACACUUCUCUCGGCUCAGGUGGUCAGAAGAGAUAUGCUUUGGAAGAUGUGCGCACCGUUAAGGAGCCUCUCUUCCGAAACAAACAGUUCUGUACGACGAACUAG